Acaulospora morrowiae is the source of this 867-nucleotide messenger RNA. NCBI's taxonomy places the organism in Eukaryota, Fungi, Glomeromycota, Glomeromycetes, Diversisporales, Acaulosporaceae. The record is from the annotation of a GenBank genome assembly.
AUGGGUAAUAGACUUUCAAAUCCAGGAAAUGGCCCACGUAGGAUAAGAGAUUAUGUUAUCGACGAAGGGGAAAUUGAUAGACUACAGGUCCAACAUCACAUUUUUCGCACACUAUGGGAAGGCAAUUUUAAAGCACCUGUAGAAGAAAUACUCAACUCAGGUAAUGCAAGGGUAUUAGACGUUGGAUGCGGAACAGGAACUUGGGCGUGUGAUGUCAUUUCGGAUUUCCCAAUGUGUCAUAUCACAGGAAUCGACAGAAGUGAGCUUCUGUUUCCAUACCAACCACCUCAAAACGUGAGAUUUCAAUGUGUGGAUAGUUACCUCAAGGGUUUGUCCGCUUUCAAUGAUAACUCAUUUGAUUAUCUGCACAUGAGACUUUGUUGGUCUCAUUUUACGCGCGAUCAGUGGCGCAACACUAUAUUAUUGGAGUUAGCAAGAGUGAUUAAGCCUGGUGGAUGGUUGGAGAUUGUAGAUUUUUCAGUGGAUGCACAAAACAUGGGUCCGGCAACGGCACAAUUCGUGCAAACAAUAUUAGAACAAUCUCGGUUACAAAACCUUGAUCAUCAAAUAAUUCCCAGUCUUCCAAACUUACUACGAUCCAUUCCAAGCCUUUCUCCACAAGUCCACCACCAAAUAAGAUUGUUGCCUUGCGGAUCAUGGGACGUCGGUCUCGGGACUUGUUAUGAGAAUAUAUCGAGAUCUACUUUGUCAAAAUCUAUUGAAAACUUACCCCCCGAAAAGGCACAAGAAUAUAGAGAAAUGUUUGAAAAUAUAUUAGAGGAAAUCCGCCUGUAUCGAACCUCUGCAAUAUGUCACAGAAUUUUUGUACAAAAAGGUACAAAUAAUAGUUCAAACAUUGCUGUAUAG